Molecule: messenger RNA, 2296 nt
Organism: Tarenaya hassleriana
Lineage: Eukaryota; Viridiplantae; Streptophyta; Magnoliopsida; Brassicales; Cleomaceae
Product: probable serine/threonine-protein kinase At1g54610
Exons: 7
Coding region: 477-2171 (564 amino acids)
Biological process (GO): positive regulation of transcription elongation by RNA polymerase II; protein phosphorylation
Cellular component (GO): cyclin-dependent protein kinase holoenzyme complex; nucleus
Molecular function (GO): ATP binding; RNA polymerase II CTD heptapeptide repeat kinase activity; cyclin-dependent protein serine/threonine kinase activity
Source: RefSeq, a predicted model, not a curated record
UUUUUUUGCUUCAAAGGUUUCUUUUUUUAAACCUCAGGACGUCGAUUCCUCUCUCUCUCUCUCUCUCUCUCUCUCUCUCUGUGAAUUUUGAAUCCCUCAUUCGUUAAUUUUGUGGUCUCCUUCUUUAAGUUAGCUUGUGUGGAUGUAUCUAACGACUCUCAGAUCCUUCCUUUCUUUGACUUGUUUCACAGCCUGACAGCUCCUGUCUGAAAUUAGGGCUUUUUCCCCUUCUCUUUGGGUCUGUCUGGAGCUCGUUUGCUUGUUCAAGUUCGUGAUUUGAGCAUCUGGGUUUCGAACUCUGUUGCUCCUGGAUCGUAAAGUAGGAAUUUUUCUCAGGUGUUUUUAGUCAAUCUGAUCUAAGAUAUAACCCGUUUUCGGGUUUUCGAGCUGAAUUCUCUUGUCUCCGUGUCGCAGAGGAAGAAGUUACUCUUGGUGAUGUUUAGAACAUGUUGAGAAAUGAGGAAUAAGUUCAUGAAAUGGGGGGCGUUUUCGGACGAUCUAUAUCCCCAAGCUCGGUGUCUGAAUCUGGACAAGAGAACAGCACAAGGAUCGAAUCUAAUAGGGAGGAAGUGAACGAUGUGUCAGUGACGAAAACCGAAACAGUGAGCAUUCAGGUUGUAGUUACUGAGUUCCAGAAUAGCGAGGCUGCGGUCGAGAAUGGCUUGACCAAGGAUCGAAAACCGGAAGAGGAAAGGAGGAGAAUAUCAAAGCCAGAUCCGAGGAAGAGCAACCCGCCAAAGCAUUUGCUCGGAGAGCAGGUGGCAGCCGGUUGGCCGCCAUGGCUAUCAGAUGUGUGUGGAGAGGCACUCAAUGGAUGGCUUCCACGAAAGGCAGACUCGUUUGAGAAAAUCGAGAAGAUUGGAUCGGGAACUUACAGUAGUGUGUACAAAGCGAAAGAUAUCUUGACGAGCAAGAUUGUUGCUUUAAAGAAAGUUCGGUGUGACAUUGUGGAACGCGAGAGUGUAAGGUUCAUGGCUCGGGAGAUUCUCAUGUUGCGGAGAUUGGAUCACCCGAAUGUCAUAAAACUCGAAGGUCUUGUCACUUCGAGGAUGUCUAGCAGUUUAUACUUAGUGUUCCAAUAUAUGGACCAUGAUUUGGCCGGUCUUGCAUCAAGCCCCGAUAUAAAGUUUACCGAGCAACAGGUUAAAUGCUAUAUGAAACAGUUACUCUCGGGGCUCGAGCAUUGUCAUAGCCGAGGAGUGCUUCACCGAGAUAUCAAAGGGCCAAAUCUCCUUAUAAACGACGAAGGAGAGCUUAGAAUCGGGGACUUUGGGCUGGCAACUACCUUUGAUCCAAACCGGAGGCAGCAGAUGACGAAUGGGGUCGUUGCCUUAUGGUAUAGAGCUCCAGAGCUUCUCUUAGGCGUCGUUGAGUAUGGCGUCGGUAUUGAUUUAUGGAGCGUCGGCUGCAUUUUAGCCGAGCUGCUCUCUGGCAGGCCGAUCAUGCCAGGUCGCAACGAGGUGGGGCAGUUGCAUAGGAUAUACAAGCUAUGCGGGUCGCCUUCGGAAGAGUAUUGGAGAAAGCUUAGAUUACCAUCACAUCAUAAGAACGUGUACAAGCCGCGAGAGUCGUAUAAGAGACGGGUAAGAGAGGUUUUCAAAGAUUUCUCGCCCGAGGCGCUUUCUCUCGUCGAUACUCUCCUGGAUAUUGACCCGGCCGGGCGGGACACGGCCUCGGCUGCACUGUUGAGUGAUUUCUUUACAACGGAGCCUCUUCCGUGUAGACCUUCCGAUCUUCCGAAAUACCCUCCGACCAACGAGAUCGAUGCCGAGAAACGAGAUGAUGAUUUCCGGAGACAAAGAAAUGCCCAAAAGGCUCAAGGAGAGAGUGGAGGAAGAGUGAGACCCCGAAAACGAGCCCCGAGAGCCAUGCCAGCUCCCGAGGCCAAUGCCGAGAAUCAAUCCAACAUCGACGGAAACCCGAAGAGCAAGAGCGAGAAGUUUCCUCCUCCGCAUCAGGACGGGACGCUCGGGUUUCUUCCCGAGGGUUGGAUCGAUCCCUCGGAGAUCACUUCAUGCUCAAACGAGCCGCCUCUCCAGAUGUGGUCGGGACCUCUGGCGACUCCCGACAUGUCCCGGAGGCGGAGACGCGGUGGCGGCGGCGAUCCGUCAGGGAGCAAGAAGGAUAUGAGGUUGGAUGCUAAGAUCAAGGGGAAGGGAGCCAUUGUCUGAGAGAGAGGGUUUCUUCCUCACAAAAGGUUUUCUUUGUCCAUUUUUCUCAUAUGUUUUUAUUUUAUUUUAUUAUACGAGGAAGUUUACAACUUUGGACUGAAUUGAGGAAAUUAUUUUUCUCUCUC